Molecule: messenger RNA, 2762 nt
Organism: Cladophialophora immunda
Lineage: Eukaryota; Fungi; Ascomycota; Eurotiomycetes; Chaetothyriales; Herpotrichiellaceae
Product: 2-isopropylmalate synthase
Exons: 4
Coding region: 239-2281 (680 amino acids)
Biological process (GO): L-leucine biosynthetic process
Cellular component (GO): mitochondrion
Molecular function (GO): 2-isopropylmalate synthase activity
Source: RefSeq, a predicted model, not a curated record
CUGACUCAUAUUCUCCGCAUCCCAAAGUCCCGCGCUGAAUGCUGCUGCUGCUGCUCUCACUUGCAUAUUGAACAUUCCUUUUGGCUCUGCAUCAGCUCUGGUGACUGCAAGUCAGCCUCAGGCCAGCCUUUGCGACCGAUACGAAGCCCAACCCCUCGCCGCAUAGUUCCAGAAAACUCGGUUGUCGAAUCGUUUUGACCUUGACGUCCAGUGGCGGACUAGGAAUUCCUCUUUAAUCAUGCCUAUGCUUCGAGAGCCUUGGAAAAAGUACCGCAAGUUCAAACCACUUGACUUGCCUAACCGACAAUGGCCCUCACGGACCAACGACAAGCCUCCGCGGUGGCUGGCCACCGACUUGCGAGACGGAAAUCAAAGUCUUGUUGAUCCUAUGGACGGUGAACAGAAACUCCGCUUCUUCAAGAUGCUGGUUGAGUUGGGUUACAAGGAAAUCGAGGUCUCCUUCCCUUCCGCUUCGCAGACCGACUUCGACUUUACAAGAUACCUGGUUGACACCCCCGGCGUGGUCCCCGACGACGUUUGGUUGCAGGUUCUGUCGCCCUGCCGCGAGGACUUCAUCCGACGGACUGUGGAGUCUUUAAGAGGAGCAAAAAAGGCCAUUUUACAUUUAUAUCUUGCUACGAGCGAAUGCUUUCGCAGAAUUGUCUUCGGCAUGACCGAAGACGAGACCCUUGCCCUGGCUGUCAAGUGCACCAAGUUUGCCCGAUCCAUCACCAAGGAUGACCCCAGCCACGCGGGAACAGAAUGGCUUUACGAGUUCAGCCCCGAGACCUUUUCAGAUACAUCGCCCGAGUUCGCGGUGCGGGUGUGCGAGGCGGUAAAAGAAGCGUGGGGUCCGACUGAAGACAGCAAAUUGAUUUUCAAUCUCCCAGCGACCGUGGAAAUGGCCACACCGAAUAUUUUUGCAGACCAGGUCGAAUAUUUCUGCACGCAUAUGACCGAGCGUGAGAAAUUCUGUGUCUCGGUGCAUCCUCACAAUGACCGAGGUUGUGCUGUCGCAGCGGCAGAACUGGCCCAGAUGGCGGGUGCUGACAGAGUCGAGGGCACUCUGUUCGGUAAUGGAGAACGAACCGGAAACGUCGAUCUCGUGACCUUGGCCCUCAAUUUGUAUACACAAGGUAUCUGGCCCAAUAUCGACUUCAGCGACAUAAACAAAGUGAUUCGCGUUUGCGAAGAAUCGACUAAGAUACCAGUCAAUGAGAGGUGGCCAUAUGGUGGCCAGUUGGUUGUCUGUGCCUUCAGCGGCUCACACCAAGAUGCUAUCAAAAAGGGGUUCCAACUCAGGAAAAAGGAUGGUCGUGGGCCAGAGGAUCCGUGGGAACUGCCCUAUCUGCCACUCGAUCCUCAAGAUAUUGGACGUACAUACGAAGCAGUCAUCCGCGUCAACUCACAGUCUGGUAAAGGUGGCGUCGCCUGGAUCAUCCAGCGAAGCCUCGAACUCGACCUGCCCCGUGGGUUGCAGAUCGCAUUCAGCAGGAUUGUCCAAAAAGAAGCCGAUGCCAAGGGCCGAGAGUUGCUUCCUCGAGAAAUCCAGGCGCUGUUCGAGGAGUCGUAUCAUCUCAAGAAGAAUCCCAGAUUCACUCUCAUUGACUACAACAUCACGGCUGUCCGGACUCCCUCGCCGGCUCCUCAGAUGAAGAUUUCAGCCGGUCAGCCACCCCAAACCGCGGCGCCGGCUCAAAAUACCUCGACGGCGAAACGUCAAUUUGCAGGUAUCAUUGCCAUUGACGGAGUCCAGCAUCCGAUUGUGGGUGUGGGCAACGGUGCCAUUUCCUCCCUGGCCAACGCUCUCCAUUCCUUAGGAAUUGACCUUGAUGUGGCGGAUUACAAGGAACACGCCAUUGGUGAAGGGAGAGAAGUGAAAGCUGCCACCUACAUAGAAUGUACGGCGAGCAACUCGAACGAGAAAGUGUGGGGAGUGGGUAUACAUGAGGAUGUGGUCCAGGCAUCCCUAAUCGCGUUGUUGAGUGCGGCAAGCUCGUUCUUGACAUCGCGGGUUUCCACGCCGGUUCCCUUUAAGCCCAAGCACUUGAGACAGUUUUCUGAAGCGGAACUGGAGGCGUUGGAGCGCUUGAAUCUGAACAACACCCCCGACAGCCCUAACAGCCCGUUAAGGUCGUCUGUGACUGCAACGGAAGGGAGUGUCACACCGUCGAAAUUGAAUAUGGAGAUGAACCCGAGCAGCGUUGCCGCAAAAAAGAUUAACAUCGACUUGCUCGAACAGAAGGCCGAGUCUGUCAACGGGCACGUGGAGAAGUCCUAGGAUGUCUUGAGAUUUGCCGCCGGCCAUUUUCCUGAAAUCACAGUCCAUUUGCAUCAAAACCAAAACGGGGCACGGGGGUUAGGUCAGUUCCAAUGAUGAACGCCAAAACCAAAAGUGGCUUGAUUAUUUGUUGUAUAGUCAGGGAGCGCCUAUCCGAAAAAUUGACAAAAUCUGAUGUUGGGCGGUGAUCAGCCUGCAAAGUGAGAUUGGUAAAACAGCAGGAGGUCGCCCUUGGAGCUGUCCAUAGCAAUAAUGUGCACAUGCUUCGCAUCUUUGGAAGUUGAUCCUCGGAUGGUUUGGCACUUCACAUGUUACAAACCGUGCCAUUCAGCUGCGUGUCCAGUCUCUAUGAGCCAGGGCUAGCUGCCUAGGUACUAAGAUUGAGAAUAGGGCUUGGGGGUUCGCCCCCAUAGACACCGAGGAGGCGCCCAAUAGCUUGCAUGGGGGUUAGGAGCAUGCCCAGAAGGCCAAUCACCCCCCG